GGGUCAUUGCCCAUUUUCGCUACCAUGGCCGACGCCAAGACCGGCCCCAAGGCCAUCUUCCCGGGCCCGCAGUACGAGGCCGCGCCAACGCUGCCGGGCAAGGUCGCCGGCGCCAUGUACGUCGUGAUCAUCAUCCUCAUGACGCUCGGCUUUGGCUUCUACAUCGUCGUGCCUACGCUGCUGCUGCUAUCGUGGACGUGCCCGACGGUCGCCGAGCACAUCUACCGCGUCGUGCUGGGACUCUUCUGCGCCACAGUCUCGGGCAUCCUCGAGCACCUCGGUGGCAUGGAAGUCGUCGUUACCGGCGAAGACGGCGAGACGUUUGCGUUCAACGACAGCGAUCGUAUUUUGCUCAUCUCCAACCACCGCACGGAAAUCGACUGGCUCCUCCACUGGAACUUUGCCAUGAAGAUUGGCCGCCACGAUCGCAUCAUGACCAUGCUCAAAGCCGGCCUGAAGAACGUCCCGCUUAUCGGGUGGGCACUUAACAUUCUCAAGUUCCCAUUCGUUCAGCGCAACUGGGCCGAAGACCAGGACAGCCUUGGUCGCAUCAUCGACUCGUACCACGCACGGCCGUGGGGCACGUGGCUGGCCAUGUUCCCCGAAGGCACGGCGCUGUACGCCAAGACGUUUGCCGAGUCACAGGCGUUUGCCACAUCCAAGGGGCGCACGCCGUUCAACUACGUUCUCGAGCCGCGCCUCAAGGGCUUUGCGCUGUGUAUUGACAAGUUCCGCCCGACCUAUGUCCUCGACAUGACGAUGGCGUACCCGGAGCUCCGGUCGGGUGUUCGCCCGUCGCCACUGCGCAUGCUCUUUGGCCAGUUUCCGUCGGCCGUGCAUUUCCACGUGCGCCGGUUCACGCUCGACGACGUCAUGGCGGCCGAGUCGACCGACACGUGGUUGUACGAGCGCUUUGCGGCCAAGGAAGAGCUUCUCAGUCAGUUUUACGCCAAGCACGACGGGACGUUUGACAAGCCGGUCGCGACGUGCCUUCCGUCGUCGCGCCCGCUCUUCUUCAAGUCGCUGAUGGUCGUGCUCGCGGUCAUUGCGGGUCUCCUCCACGCGCUGUGGUUCUGGAACUACAGCGUCACGUGGCUCGUGCUCAUGACCACGAUCGUGUACAUCAACAAGUUCUUUUAGAGAGCUGCAUUAGAGAAAUAAUAGAGUCAUGCGAUUGACGACAGU
Molecule: messenger RNA, 1185 nt
Organism: Saprolegnia parasitica CBS 223.65
Lineage: Eukaryota; Oomycota; Saprolegniomycetes; Saprolegniales; Saprolegniaceae
Exons: 3
Coding region: 25-1140 (371 amino acids)
Cellular component (GO): endomembrane system
Molecular function (GO): acyltransferase activity
Source: RefSeq, a predicted model, not a curated record